Messenger RNA from Ramularia collo-cygni, 3339 nucleotides. Its product is annotated as related to DNA mismatch repair protein (Pms1). The transcript has a single exon. The record is from RefSeq and is a predicted model, not a curated record. NCBI's taxonomy places the organism in Eukaryota, Fungi, Ascomycota, Dothideomycetes, Mycosphaerellales, Mycosphaerellaceae. Bases 1 to 3339 code for a protein of 1112 amino acids. Gene Ontology annotation, cellular component: MutLalpha complex. Gene Ontology annotation, molecular function: mismatched DNA binding; ATP binding; ATP-dependent DNA damage sensor activity. Gene Ontology annotation, biological process: mismatch repair.
AUGGCCACCAUCAAGCCGAUAGAGGGCAGCAGUGUCCAUCAGAUCCAAUCCGGGCAGGUCAUCGUCGACCUCAAUUCGGUGGUGAAGGAACUGGUCGAGAACAGCUUGGAUGCCGGGGCCACCUCAAUCGACGUGCGGUUCAAGAACAACGGCCUCGAUUCGAUUGAGGUGCAAGACAAUGGCAAUGGUAUCUCACCAGACGACUUUGAGACUCUCGCUCUGAAGCACUACACGUCAAAGUUGUCCACCUAUGAGGACCUCACCUCCCUGGACACGUUCGGGUUUCGUGGAGAGGCAUUAUCGUCCCUCUGCGCCUUGUCCAAGUUUCGUGUUCUGACUGCUCGGGUGGAAGAUGGUGCCAUGGGCAACAAACUCGAAUUUGAGGUUUCUGGGAAGCUGAAAAGCUGCUCUGUAUCUUCUGCGCAGAAGGGAACGACGGUGUUUGUGGAAGACAUCUUUUACAACCUCCCUGUUCGACGCAAGGAGUUGGAAAAGAACGUCAAGCGUGAUUAUUUGAAAGCAGUCACAUUACUUUAUGCCUACGCAUGUAUCAGCGUUGGCGUACGUUUCUCGGUCACCAAUCUGAUGCCAAAAGGGAAGAAGGUCCUUGUCUUCUCGACCAAGUCUAAUACCACUACCAAGGAGAACAUCAUGAAUGUGUUUGGGGCGAAGACUCUCCUCGCGUUGGUCAAGCUGGACUUGACUCUGGAAAUGGAACCCAGAAACGGGCCUAGCACUCAAGGCGCUCGCAACUGGUCCACUCAAGCCACAGACCGCUCGAUGGAAGUGCGAAUAGAGGGUCAUAUUUCAAGGCCUACAUUCGGUGACGGUCGUCAAGCUCCGGAUCGGCAAAUGUAUUUUGUCAACUCCAGGCCGUGUCUCCUGCCGCAAGUCCUAAAAGUCUUCAACGAAGUUUACAAGUCCUUCAAUGUCGCCCAGUCACCCUUCGUCUUCGCCAAUCUCAUUAUGGAUACGCAUGCAUACGAUGUGAAUGUGUCACCAGACAAGCGAACGAWCAUGCUUCACGAUCAGACCGCCUUGCUAGAAAGCUUAAAAACUGCGCUGACGGAAAUGUUUGAGAAUACUGAUCAUACCAUUCCACAAUCGACUCUUCCAAGCCGAAAGUUGCCAUCUUAUCAAUCGUUGGCGGUACCGAGACCGGCCACUCCGGACGACGAUAGUGAGAUCGAAGCAGAAAGCGAUGAAGAUCAAGCUAAGACCAACGCUUCUGAUGCUUUGAGUGGCCAGGGAGCCAAGGUUAAUGGUUCGCCUGCCAAUUUCAUACACGACUGGGUCAGCCGAGACUGUGAGCCUCGAAGAGAGAUCAAGCCUUCUCGCAAACGUGCAAGCGAAUUGGUAGACAACGGUCAUCAAGGGCCUGGGACUUCUGUGCAGAAGCAAGACGACAAUACUACGGCGCCUGUGCGGCCCGACAACAACGAAGGAAAGGGUGACUUGCUUGAUGAUGAACCGUCUGCAAGUACUUGCACGGCUGAAAACGUGCAAGCAUCUGAAGAAGUUCAAGAAUCUGGUCGGAUGUCCGUGAACUCCAACAUCGCAACAUCCACGAUUGAUGCCGUUCGUAAUCCAGAUCCGCUGAGCUCCCCCUAUGCCGAUCUCUUUUCGCAAAAGCCACCCGAGCUUUCACAGCGUGUACAAGACUUCAACAUGAAGAUGGAGCAAGCUCGAGAGAGCAGAAUCAAUGAGGCAGGUCCUGGUAAUGCCCGCCCGAUGUCCGACAUGCCCCCACCACAGAGGCAUGCAGAUCUGGCCAGAAGCCAACAGGCCGAGCAAAGCAUACCGGCGAGUAGUCCCAGCUCGCAGAAAGUCACGCCCGGUCCAGUCCUGAACGCGUUUGAUCGGAUGCGACCGACUCGCACACCAUUACAGCAGGCUGAGAUCACAGUCGGGGACGUGACAACCACGACGAUGAUUGGCAACAGUCCGCCGCACAAAAGGCGACGUAUCCACACGCCGAACGACUCUCAAGCAGUUGCCAAGUUCGGUGCGAGUCCGUCGCUGGCACACGGUCUCCGAAAGAGCUUUGCUGCACCUGGCUCCCAGCUUCAGAUCGACAGUAGCGCGAUUUCGUUCGACAAAGGACCUAGUGACGAGGAAGGCGACGACGAUUGUGAGGAUGCGGAAGACGGUGAGAGCGGGGAGGAACCAGAAAUCGACGGUCGAGGGGAAGAAGACUGCACUGCAUCGCGAGAUCCUUUCACUUCGGAUGCUAUGGAAGACCUCGUCCCAGCGCCUGCUAACGACGACGAAUGGGAUGAGGACUACACGGAUGACGAAGAUAGAAAGAUUAGAGAAGACGAAAAGGUUGCACGUCUGAUACAGCAAGCUGAAGARGCUGCGGCACGGCCGACAGAUGAGAACCUGAAGCGAGCAUCGCAAGUCAUGAAGAACAUUGGUAAUAGGAAGGACUCGACGUUACACAUAGCCCAAUCUGUGGCUACGACAAUCACCAAGAUCAAGCAGCAGCAUGCACAUCUUCAAUCACAUUCCUGCGCUUGUGUCGAUCAGGAAGAAGGAUCUGCCGACAACWCCAUUGUCAAGGGCGAGCUGGACAAUGCUGAAGCUGAGAGCCGCCUGUCGCUGACAGUCAUGAAGACUGACUUCGCCCGCAUGCGGAUCAUCGGGCAGUUCAAUCUAGGCUUCAUACUCGCCGUUAGACCUGGUGCUACUCCUGAAGAUGAAGAUGAUCUCUUCAUUAUCGAUCAGCACGCAGCAGAUGAAAAGUACAACUACGAACGUCUGCAGCGUACAGUGACGCUCCAAAGUCAACGCCUCGCUCGUCCUAAACCACUUGAGCUCACGGCGAUUGAAGAAGAGGUCAUUCUAAGUAACAUCGAUGCUCUCAAAGCGAAUGGCUUCGAGAUUGAAACCAAAUCUCACCUAGACGGUGAUGAAGAUGACAACGAACCUGCCGGACGUCGUUGCCGACUAAUCGCUCUACCCAUGAGCAGAGAGAAGACCUUUGACAUCUCAGAUCUGGAGGAACUGCUGCACCUCCUCUCCGAAGCACCUCCUGGCGGCAGUGAGAUACCACGGCCGAGAAAAGUCCAGAAAAUGCUUGCGAUGCGGGCUUGUAGAAGCAGUAUCAUGGUCGGCAAAACGUUGACGAUGAAGCAGAUGGAGAAGGUCGUGAAACAUAUGGGUGAGAUGGAGAAACCCUGGAACUGUCCGCAUGGAAGACCAACGAUGCGGCAUUUGGCUGGUCUUGGGGCUUGGCAGGGAUGGAAAGAUGGGCAGAUGUUCGAAGAUGAAACGAGGGAGUAUGGGGCUGGAGGCAAGACGGAUUGGGCGGCGUGGAUGAAGGAUAGGAAGAAGUGA